This is a messenger RNA of Coccinella septempunctata (seven-spotted ladybird), 4528 nucleotides long. It is a transcript of the gene Cc2d2a, whose product is annotated as coiled-coil and C2 domain-containing protein 2A. The transcript has 12 exons. Gene Ontology annotation, biological process: protein localization to ciliary transition zone; non-motile cilium assembly. NCBI's taxonomy places the organism in Eukaryota, Metazoa, Arthropoda, Insecta, Coleoptera, Coccinellidae. Gene Ontology annotation, cellular component: ciliary transition zone. The record is from RefSeq and is a predicted model, not a curated record. The coding region runs from base 34 to 4524 and encodes 1496 amino acids.
GAGAUUAAUAGUUCACAUUCUUCCAAAAGUUUCAUGAAAAGGGACAACAAGGUACGAUCUCCACCACAUUCUUCUAAAAUAUCAUCAAAAGGCGAUGGCAACAACGAUCUAACAAACUUAUUCUUGAUCAAGUAUAAUUCUAACUCAAAGCCACUUCAGUCUCCCUUAUUUGGAAGUCCAGAUAGAAAGCCUGAUAGAAAUUUUUCAAAAAAAUCAGAUACAUUGUCAGACACGCAAGAAAAUUCUCAAAUAUCUGAUGGAAUUCUACGAGCUGAUAAAAAAGCAUCAGUUGAAAGUCCGAGUAGGACAGAUUCAAGAUCUUAUAGAGAUAGAGUUAAAAACAGAUUUCAGAUGAUCAAGGAAAAUGCCGGAAAAUCAACCCAUAAAGGGAGUUUUAAGAAUACAACUAACAAGUUAAUUAUGGAAAGAAUCAGACAAGAAAACGAUACAAUUGACUUUGAAAUUGAGCAAAACAAAAGAUCAUUUGCUAAAACAAAUGGGAACGGCAUAAAAAUGUAUGAAUUUUUUGUUGGACAAAAUGGACCACCAGAGUUGCAGGUAGGGAGGUCGUCAGAAAUGCUUGAAGAUGUGAUUGAAACUGUAAAUAAAUCGACAGAGCAAUUAAUUAACGAGUCAUCUGAUGAUGAAUUUUUGGUAGAAAUGAAGUAUCCACAAUACCUGAGAACCAAACAGAAGGCAUCAGAAAUGGAAUGCUUUUUCAGACCAACUGGAAAAACUCUUGAUCUAUCCAAAAAAUUGAAUGGAGAAGAGCCAAGAUUUUUAGAGGACGAGGGUUACUUCAUGCCAUCAAGACCAAAUAUUCCCAGAAUAUCAUAUAAUAUAGUAGAGGAACGUCUGUGGAAUAUUGGAGACAUAAAAUGGUUCAAUUGCCAAGGUGAACUGAAAAUUCUAGAAAAUCCGGUCACUAGUUCAUCAAUCAGGCCUACAGAAUUCCAGAAUAUGGAGAAUAAUUCUACAAUAUUUUUGAAACCAAUAAUGAAUAACACAGAGUGUCAGGAAAUUCUUGUGAUCAAGGAGAAUAUUCUCAAAGUAACUAUUAAGAAUAUAAAAUUUUAUCAUCAUCCCUUAUUCAGUUUAGAACAUGUACUGGAGAAGCAAUUGAGAAAGACAGCAGAGACAUAUGAAAGGUAUCUAUCGAAUUACGUUCUGAAAAAGAUGUACAAUCGCUUAGAAGCUACAAGACAUAUUUUACUGAAUGCUGAAAAAACAACAGGUGAUGAUAAAAGAGAGAAAAUAGCCAAAUACAAAAAAGAUAUAAAGGAAUUGAGAGAGAGUCUUUUCAUACAGGGAAAAGAGGAAAGGAAAUUAUUGAAAUCUACAUUAACAUUGUGGAAAAAUAUAAAACGGUUAAGGUCGAAGAAUGGCUAUAUUUCAACACCUCUGAAAUUAAUAAUCAACAAGGAGUCGCAAAGUUUGAAAGCAGAUAAAAAACUUUAUGAAGAGAAUCUACAAAAAGCAUAUCAAGAAAUUUUAAGGGAAUACCGGGACGAAUUCAAAAACAAAAUGAGAGAGUAUAAAAAAGCGUUGCAAGAGAUUCAAAGUAGUCCAAGAUCAGAAAAUGACGACACUUUGGAAGAUUCUCCUAAAAAGCCAACAUAUAAUGUAGAUGAAGAUUCUGUAUUCCAGCAGUUGAAAGAAAGAUUUCAGGAAUCCUUCAGAAGUCCUGGAGAACCUAUGAUCCGUUUCAAGUUGAUUGAUAGUGUACCGAUAACUGAAGAAGUAGAAAAUCCUCUGGAAAUAUCAAGAAGAAAUUUGGUGGCCUCUACGAAAAUAUAUCUAAAAAUAAUCUGUAAUAAGUUGACUGUUUGUAAAACCAAAGCGAUCACGUUAGACGAUAAUUUCGAUUGUUUUUUCAAUGAAAAAAUUUCUAUACUCUUGACGAAUAUUCCGAAAUUCCUCAAAAUAGAAAUUGUAGAACAAUCAAAUAUGCUUCAUAAACAUUCGUCCGCCGAAGUGAAUUUGAAUGUUCCAUCCCAAUCGGUCUCAAGAAAUAAUACGAAGUCUGCUCAAGAGGUAUUCGAAAAAAUUAAUGCCUCCAUUUAUAAGCACGAAGCAGUUGGAAGUGGCAUCACUUUUCAAAAAUUGUUGGAAAAGAACGAUCUCGAUGUUCCCGUCAACUCAAAGGAUAUAGAAUUGAAUACUCAUGGAAUUAUACACUAUCAAUCGUAUUGGGAAAACACAGGAUUUCAAGAAAAUAAUGAUAGUGUGGUGAGAGAUGAUGUACUAGAAGCUAUUGUUGACAAAAAUGGUACUAUUAAAGUCGAUAAGUUGGCCGAAUGGAUAAGUCGUACCAAACCUGAUCCUCAAAAUCCGAGAAACUCAGUUUUAUAUGAGUACAUUCAAGGAUUCAGUCAAAAUUUGACUGCAUUGAAAAAAAAUAAUUACUUCAGGUUGAACCCUUAUCAGAAACCUCUUCAGUUUUGUAAUAUUUCUGAAAUCGAUAAAAAUAUCCGUAUGAAAAUUUUACAACUUCGUAAUCGUAAUGAGCCUGAAUUUGAUGGGAUGGUUGUUCCGAACCGAAUCAAAGAAAUCCCUUUGAAUAUUCUCAAGGAUUAUAAAAGGAGAGUAGCCAAUGAAAGGGACGGAUUAUUUAUGGAAGAAACAAAAGCAGAAGGAUAUGACUCGAAAAGAAAGAAUGGAAUGAGUAUAAUGAAACAGAUACAUACAAAAGUUUUCCAAAGGUGUAAGAAUGCUACAAAUAAUUUGGAAAUCGAAGAUAUCUUGGAUGAGAAAUAUUUGGUUCAUUUUGAACAUCUCAUCAAAACAAUGACUGCCAACUUCUUCAACUGGUUCAGUUGGAAACCUCGUAUGAGUCACCCUUUACCUUCAUUAAAAAAAUCCAAUAUUGAGAAAAUCCAAAUGAAUGUUAAGGAAUUGUCCAGUCUAGUCAGAAUAACUAUUAAAGUGUUAAAUGGAGUCAAUAUACCGGAUCGAGAUGUGUCAGUUAAAAAAAGCCAGCAUCUAUUAACUGACCAGUUCCUCGAUAAAAACAGCGUUAAGUCAUAUGUGGAGGUCAGAUAUAAUGACAUAUUUGAUAGAACUACUGCCGUAGAAGGUACUAACCCAGAGUGGAAUGAGGAUUUGACAUUAAUACUGAGUCCAUCUCAUUUCGAUUACCUCAAUCCUAACUCUCUGAGUGGAAAUAUAAUUUUGAACGUCUUCGAUGAAGUUGACCAAAAUAUACAAAAUAAGGAUGUAAAGACGAGGAAUUGGUUAGGAUCUCUUGAAGCACCUUUAUCUGCAAUUUGUAGUAAUAAUGGAAUGUGUGGAUAUUUUAAACUGAAUACUCCCAACGUUCUUUUUGGUUAUUUGAAGGAUAAUAAUUUAUCUUCGAGUAACCAAAAUAUCUUAUCCAAACAAACCCAUUUGAAUCUACAAGUUAGUGUCCAACCGAAUAUCCCCAAACUCAUUCCAAGUAUUGAAGAAUUACCCAGCAGCGAUCUACCAUACAUAACAGACUUCAUCAUCAAGUGGAAUGAGAGUUAUAAUCACAGUUUUCCAUCCAGAAAAUUCUCAGCCAUGGCUCUCAAUUCGAGUGGUAAAACAACGUGUCUUGUUCGAUAUAUCAAAGCGUUGGAACCACCUCAAUUAAACAAUGAGGGAUUCGAUGUGGAACCCGAACAAUGUGCCAAAUUUGUGUCACUCAUUCCUUUCACGAAUUGUAAUCAUUUCUACCAGAAUGUUUGGCUCUCUACGGACCAAUUGCUCCAUUUAUUGACUGGUUCUGUAAUAGAUCAUGCCGUUGCUCUCACUUGUUUCUUACUAUCACUGAAACUAGAUGUUUAUCUUUUACUUGGAUUUGGCAUACCACAUGGAUCAACGGCUUAUGUUUUUCUCUGUGAAUAUUCUAAGGAAACAGAGCUUCCCCUGUACUUCAUCUUUGAUGUUGUUUCUGGUGAGAAGAUAAGUAUUUUGGAUACUUACUGCCCUCUACAGAGAGUUUACUGUGUAGUUCGAGAGCAAAACAUAUGGGCCAAUAUCCAGAGAAAUGAUAGUGUUGUCCAAACAAGGUUCGAUUUAACACGUAAAUCAGACUGGUUGCCUUUAUUCAAUGCCGAUGUCACUGCACCAACGAAUUCAAUUCAUAACAGAAUAGUAUAUGCCGUAAAAAAAAAUGCCGAAGAGUUGGAGGUACAGCUGGAUAGAAAAAUUAUGAAACUGAUAGGCAAGUCACGGCCUUUGAAUAGAACAAUUUGGAAUAAAAAAGUUUCGAACGUGAUAAGGAAUAAUAUUCAUCUUCUAGACUAUAUUUUCAUGCAUAGCAGGUCGAAUGAGGAGAUAACCAACGAGCUACUUAGAAAUAUUUCGGAAUAUGACGUUUGUGGUUACAUUUUGAACAUCCCUUAUACGAAUAUAUCGUCCAUCCUCAAGAGAAUCAAAAUGUAUGGGGUUCAUUUUAUAGAUAACAUAGAUGUUGAAUUUUCUUUAGCAGUUCGAAUUGAAGCUCAGCCAGCUUUUGUAGCAUCUGUUUGGAUAUUUUUAGCCAUUGUUAAGGAAAAAUGAGAAG